This is a messenger RNA of Drosophila kikkawai, 583 nucleotides long. Its product is annotated as C-type lectin 37Da-like. NCBI's taxonomy places the organism in Eukaryota, Metazoa, Arthropoda, Insecta, Diptera, Drosophilidae. The record is from RefSeq and is a predicted model, not a curated record. Gene Ontology annotation, molecular function: signaling receptor activity.
UUCGACAUGAAGGGCUUAGGAAUAGUGGUGGGCCUUCUGGGCAUCCUGGAGCUCGUCCUGGCCCAGGAUGGCACUUGCGGUGUGAAGUUUGUCAAGUUGGGCAACAGCGCCUAUCAUUUGGAGCGCGGAAAGUUCAACUGGUGGGACUCUGCUCGCCGCUGCAUGGCUUUGGGCUCUCAAUUGGCCCACAUUGACAGCGAGGAGGAGCUGAAUGCCAUCUCCACAUACCUCAACCAGUUGGGAUUUGCCACCACUGAGGCCGUGUGGUUCUCCGGCUUUGGCAUAAAGUCCGGAGCCUGGAUCUCACUGGCCAACUCACAGAUCCUCUCCUACCUCAAGUGGGGUCCUUCAGAGCCUAAUGACUAUGGCUCUGCCGAGAACUGCCUGGGCAUUAAGGUCAACAGUGGCAACUGGUUCAUGUACGACCUGAAUUGCUUUACAGAGUACUCUUACCUGUGCGAGGGCGUUUCGAGGGAGAGUGCAAUUAAUUUAAUAUAAAUUAAAUAUGCUUUUACAUGGUUUAAAAUAUAACAUGAAAUAUUAUAGUAUUGUGACUUUAAUUCUACAAUAAAUAAAGUAUUUC